Molecule: messenger RNA, 1599 nt
Organism: Mya arenaria
Lineage: Eukaryota; Metazoa; Mollusca; Bivalvia; Myida; Myidae
Product: beta-1,3-galactosyltransferase 1-like
Exons: 3
Coding region: 201-1349 (382 amino acids)
Cellular component (GO): membrane
Molecular function (GO): hexosyltransferase activity
Source: RefSeq, a predicted model, not a curated record
CCGACCUGUCUGCAGCCCAAAUAUCAAACAGAUGUUUCUUGCUUCUCCCACUGUUGUAUGAAGCACGAAAAACUGCCUGAUUAUACGAUGUGGGAUUUAAAUUCCACGUUUUUACGAGCUGUUGAAGAUAUUUUAAGACUUGUGUAGCUUGAUGGUUAACUAUCUCGGAUGUUUUUCUUUUUGCCUAGAAUGUUUCUGCUAUGCAAAUUACUAAGCGUUUGGAUUUUAAUAUGAUGCGGAAAAUCGUUGGAUUUGCUAUUUUUGUCCUCUGUGCGUGUGCUGGCGUCAACGUUCUGUUUUUCUCCGUUACGGAUGACGUCACGCGUCAAAGGCUGUAUUCCGGAUACGCAUACGGGAGUCGACACUUUGCAAAUGGUCCUUCAUCUUCAAAGACGAUUGGUGCGUUAAACGAGAAUGUACUUCAACGAAUUACGCAAAGAAAACUCCAUGACACACAAAGUAUAAAUUCUUCAAACCCCACAGCAAGCGAUGAACGAAUUUAUUCAUUUUCAGUAAAUCCACACCGCGCAUGCGCACGGAAUGAAACAACACCCGGUGGUGAACUUUGGGGUUUGCUAACAAUCGUCAUAAGCAACGUGAAUAAUUUUAAAAGACGAAAUGCAAUAAGAAACACUUGGGGAUCCACGGGAAAUGAUACGAACUCUAAAUUGCUUUUUCUUGUUGGUCUAGGUGUGGAAUCGCGAUCUUAUUCAGCGGUAACAAACGAGGCGAAAUUAUAUGGCGAUAUUAUACAAGUCGAAUUACUUGACCAAUACAAGGAUUUGACCUACAAAUCGAUCGCUAUGUUACAGUGGAUGAUCGAUUAUUGUCCGAAUGCGAAAUUUUAUAUGAAAACUGACGAUGAUGUUUAUGCAAAUAUUGAAAACAUUGUCGGGGCUUUAGACUCAACAAAACAGAGACGAAAAGGUUUCUAUUGUCAUGUUUUCAAAAAAGCACCAGCAAUUCGAGACAUUAAUUCCAAAUGGUAUGUGUCUAAAACGGAGUACAGUGGAAAUGUUUUCCCAACGUAUUGCGCAGGACCUGCGUAUAUUUUUGACGCAUCUGUGAUCAAGGACCUUUACCGAUCUACUUUGAAUUCACCAUUCCUUAGCAUGGAAGAUGUGUUUAUAACGGGUCUUUCUGCAAAACCGUUGAACCUGUUCCAUCAACACGAUGGACGAAUGGAUUUUAACAGAAGAGAACCGACAGGUUGUGUUUUUCAAAAGACCCUUGCAGCUCAUCAAAUGACGGAAGCAGACAUGUUUGUGAUAUUCUCCCAGCUGCAGAGCAAAGAAGUGGACUGUGAUACAAAUACUAACAAUUAUUUGACUAAAUUUGCGGAUAGUUGAAGACUGUAAAAUGACAAAUAAAACUAGAAACGUGUGAAUUGCCAUUUAAUGUAAAUUGUGUAAAUAAAACAAACCAACACAUAAAUAAAACAUAAAAUAACGCUAAUUUGUUCCUAGAAAAUAACGAAAUCAAUGUAUUUCUCCUCAUAACCAAUGCAAAUAACAAUACAAGACCACACUCUCGCGUAACAGCAUGCCAACGAGAGUGAUUAAUAUAAUGCUUUUAUAACUUAUUUCACACUAUUUGUAA